This is a messenger RNA of Alternaria burnsii, 1008 nucleotides long. RefSeq lists its product as uncharacterized. The record is from RefSeq and is a predicted model, not a curated record. The coding region runs from base 1 to 1008 and encodes 335 amino acids. Lineage: Eukaryota; Fungi; Ascomycota; Dothideomycetes; Pleosporales; Pleosporaceae. The transcript has 2 exons.
AUGACAAAUGAACAGACCACACGCGAUGGGCCAGCGCCUGAAGACUCUACCAGCCAGAUAUCACGGGAAGCUCCCCUGAAAGAGCUCGAUGCCAUGGACGACCUUGCUCUUCAACUCAAAGACGCUGUCACGAGCUGCGGUGAGGUCGCAAAAGCGGGCCGACCCCCAGUGGCCUUUUUCUUUGGCUUCAGACCAUCGGUCAAGCAGGACGACAGCGUCCGUCAGAAUUUCGACAGUCUCAUUGGUGUUUCGUCUCUCGCGCGUAUGUUCUCUGCCAUGAACAUCAUCACAGCUCGCAAAGCGAGAGAUCAGGGUGGGUCCUCAGACUCUGUCCGUGAUCCGUCUCACUUUGUCACCAUGAUCAACGAAGAGGCGGACGCCGUUGUGAAAGCUAUUACUAGCGGUCCCCUAGCUAGCAUGUACCAGCAACACAACAGUGGCUCCACACAGACUGAGGAGCAGUUGCUCAAGCGUUCGGAGCUGCAUGACUUUGUCCUGCCACGCAUCUUCGGUGGACUGCGCGCCAUAGGGAAGGAUCACAUGAAGGACCUCGAUGAUGUCUUGACAAGAUUUACUUCCACCCUUCGUUCAUUCAAAGCCGACAAGACCGGGUCAUCUGAUGGAAGCGACCAGCAGCUCAAAUUCGCGGUCUUGAUCCACUACGUCAACACGACUGACGUGACAGGCGAUGGCACAGUGAUCAUUUGCGAUCCAAUGACGCGUCUUGUUAGCAUCAGUGUACGCGUACAGGACUGGGCGCACGCGCUUGAUAAGCCAUCCAAGGUGGACCUUCGUCGACGGAACGAAAAGGUCCCCUUCAAGAUGACAACCACCACACUUGAGCUGCGUCUCAAUCAAAACAACUAUCUUGCGGCAAAGCCCAAGUUCGAGCAAGCUUUGAAGUUGAUGGUGGACAAGGACGCCGAGCUAAUGAAGAUUGUCGAGAAUGGCGGUCUUCUCGGAUACGGACACGAAACUUGUAACAUCUUUACGGCUCAAGAGGAAUGA